AUGAGUGUUUUUCCGUCCCUCCGACCGCCGCCAAUCUCAACUCCCUCUCGAGACUUCCCGAGCCACGGCGCCCAGUACUCUCCUUGGGGAACAUCCACUUCCUGUCACUCGUCAGCAACGCAUAUCGUUAAUGGCUUCUCUGAAGCACAGGGAAGCCGGUGUGCAUUUAGUAUGCGCUGCGUUUAUUCUGAGGCAAGAUCAAGGCCAUGGAGCAAAAUGGUGGGACCCACGUGUACAGAAACAGACAAAUCCCACGGGAAUCCCGAAUCCUUCCUAAUCCCAAACCCCACGGAAAUCCCGAAUCCCAAGGGACACUCACUUUGCCGAAGCCUCUGUGAAGCCACUGGGCCACUUCCGCCUGAGACGCUAAUUAUGCAACUGUCUCGUCUAUACUACACCGAGGGCCACCUGCUGCGCCACAUGCCCAAGGCCCUGCUCAAAGCCCUCAUCACGAAGCCAGUCACUGCUAACUUCCACCACUUCUGCGUCACGCCCAAAAACUUCAGCGACUUCGGCGUGGACAAGGUGUACCGCCCCCUGGCCUACAGCUGCGACAAGAGGGGCGUCGAGUACGUAGCGAUGGCCGAGGGGAAGGAUUUCCCCUUCUUCGCCGUGCAGUUCCACCCUGAGAAAGCCCCCUACGAGUGGACGACGGCGCCUGGACACAACGAAAUCCCACACACACGAGUCGCUGUUCAUCUCUCGGCGUUCUUGGCUGACGUUUUCAUAAGCAAAGCCCGCAGGAGCACCCACCGCUUCGCCAACGCCACGGAGGAGUCGGCGUCCCUCAUCUACAAUUUCCCUGCCUUGUACACCGGCGCCAAGUCCCCGCUGGAACAGGUCUACGUCUUCUAACUCUUUCUGACUCUUGUUAUAGCUACCCCUUUUUAACUUCUAACUUCUUCGGAUUAUCAUUUUAAUUCCUUUUUAACUAUUAUCUUGAUAUGUGUAAUUUUUCUUCUUCUUCAAUUAAUUGGUCUAAUUCAUUGGCAGUAGAUUUAUAUUCUUUAUAUUUUUUGGGCAAUUUCAAUAGCAGGCAGCAUGAAAUAAACAUCAUUAUCACGAAAAAAGUGCUGCUUGAGUAGAUUUUUUUUUUUUUUUUUUUUUU
Molecule: messenger RNA, 1108 nt
Organism: Penaeus indicus
Lineage: Eukaryota; Metazoa; Arthropoda; Malacostraca; Decapoda; Penaeidae
Product: gamma-glutamyl hydrolase-like
Exons: 9
Coding region: 1-855 (284 amino acids)
Biological process (GO): tetrahydrofolylpolyglutamate metabolic process
Cellular component (GO): vacuole
Molecular function (GO): gamma-glutamyl-peptidase activity
Source: RefSeq, a predicted model, not a curated record